Messenger RNA from Eurypyga helias (sunbittern), 1424 nucleotides. RefSeq names its product X-ray repair complementing defective repair in Chinese hamster cells 6 (gene XRCC6). The record is from RefSeq and is a predicted model, not a curated record. Gene Ontology annotation, cellular component: Ku70:Ku80 complex; nucleus. Gene Ontology annotation, biological process: cellular response to gamma radiation; cellular response to X-ray; double-strand break repair via nonhomologous end joining. The transcript has 9 exons. The annotation marks the transcript as partial. Gene Ontology annotation, molecular function: double-stranded DNA binding; telomeric repeat DNA binding; damaged DNA binding. NCBI's taxonomy places the organism in Eukaryota, Metazoa, Chordata, Aves, Eurypygiformes, Eurypygidae.
AUGUCCGAGUGGGUGUCCUACUACCGGAGCGAGGCGCUGGAGGAGCAGGAGGAGGAGGAGCAGCAGGAGGAGGGGACCGAGGCAAUCGGGGACUACCGGUUCUCUGGUCGCGACAGCCUGAUUUUCUUAGUCGACGCCUCCAAGGCCAUGUUUGACGAGGACGAGGAGGGAGUGACUCCCUUUGACAUGACCAUACAGUGCAUCCGGAACGUGUAUACCAGCAAAAUCAUCAGUAGUGACAGGGACCUGUUAAGUGUCGUGUUCUAUGGUACAGAAAAGAACAAGAACUCAGCAGAUUUCAAGCACAUCUAUGUUCUUCAGGAGCUGGACAAUCCAGGUGCAAAGCGUGUUCUAGAGCUGGACCAGUACAGGGGAGACAAAGGACAAGUACUUUUCCGUAAGACCUUUGGCCACAAUGCUGACUAUUCACUGGGUGAAGCGCUCUGGGCCUGCUCUAACCUCUUCAGUGAUGUCAGAGUCCGGCUGAGCCACAAAAGGAUCAUGCUCUUCACCAAUGAGGAUGACCCUCAUGCCAACGACAGCACCAAAGCCAAGCUGGCCAGGACCAGAGCUGGUGAUCUGAGGGACACAGGUAUCAUCCUGGACUUGAUGCACUUGAAGAAGCCUGGAGGGUUCGAUAUCGCUCUGUUCUACAGGGAUAUCGUAAACGUGGCAGAGGAUGAGGACCUUGGCAUCCACCCUGAGGAGUCGGAGAAACUGGAACAUCUCAUGAAGAAAGUACGAGCAAAGGAGACAAAGAAACGGACUUUAGUCAGGUUAAAUCUGUAUCUGAACAAAGAUCUGUCUCUUUCUGUUGGUGUUUACAACCUUGUACAAAAAGCUUAUAAGCCAUAUCCGGUGAAGCUGUAUCGGGAAACUAAUGAACCAGUCAAAACAAAAACAAGGAUGUUUAAUGGAGAAACAGGCAGCUUGCUCCUGCCUAGUGACACAAAAAGGGCUCAGACAUAUGGAAACCGCCAGAUUGUGCUGGAGAAGGAGGAAACAGAAGAAUUAAAGCGGUUUGAUUCUCCUGGCUUGUAUCUGAUUGGCUUCAAACCACUUUCAAUGCUAAAACAGCACCACCAUAUCAGGCCCUCCCAGUUCAUCUAUCCGGAGGAGUCCCUGGUAAGCGGGAGUACAACGCUAUUUAACGCCUUACUGAUGAAGUGCUUGGAGAGGGAGGUGGUGGCACUGUGCAGGUACACCGCGCGCCGGAACACUCCCCCUCGCUUUGUGGCCCUGGUUCCCCAGGAGGAAGAGGUGGAUGAGCAGAAAGUGCAGAUUGCCCCUCCAGGUUUCCACAUCAUUUUCCUACCGUAUGCAGAUGACAAACGGAACGUCGAUUUUACAGAGAAGGUGCCAGCCAGUCGAGAGCAGGUGAACAAAAUGAAGGAAAUCGUUCAAAAACUCCGUUUCAGAUACAG